Molecule: messenger RNA, 4365 nt
Organism: Neospora caninum
Lineage: Eukaryota; Apicomplexa; Conoidasida; Eucoccidiorida; Sarcocystidae
Exons: 11
Coding region: 1-4365 (1454 amino acids)
Source: RefSeq, a predicted model, not a curated record
AUGCAUCCCUUUCACGCGGGGGUUCCCUGCGGGCCGCUCCGAUCGCGGCCUCUCGUGGUCUUUUCCGCGCACCCUCAUUCGCCUGCUCGGGUCUUCGCUUCGCGGGCGGCGGUCUUUGGCCAAGGCGAGAUCUGUCGCAGCCUGAACAUUCCUCCCACGCGCCAGCAGGCCUUCGACAGAGCGAGUGCGAACCGCGGCGGUCCUUCUGCGUCGGCCGGGAGCGGCGCUGAAGGCGCGAACGGCCGCGAGCAGCGGAAGGGAACUCGCGUGGGAUGCUCCGCCUUUUCGACAGUCGGUGGAGACCAGGUGACUUGGCACGCGACUGGGCGUGCGUUCUCGAGUGUUCGCAGCGUUCUGCACGCGCGCGAGCCUUUCCCGCGGACCAGUCGCUUGGGCCUCGAGCCCCGAAAAGGCUGUCUGAAGGCCCUCGGAGAGAGGGAGCAGUUGGACUUGGCGCUGGAGGACGACGCGUCGCUGCAAGAGAUUCGCGAGAUCUGGAUCGCCGACCCGAGCGAACUCGACGCCGCGGUCGCCGAUCCUCUCAGAGAGACGCCGCACACGUCCCCAGGGGAGACAUUCCUCAACGCCCAGCGUGACGCCCCGCCCUGCGAGCCGUGCGGGGAAGACAGCGCGAGUCCAAACAGAGAGGGACAAGUGACGACCUGCGCUGUCGGAAGCCAAGGGACGGACCGUUCGCCCGGAAGGCGAGAACGGUCCAGCGGUGGCCCAGGGGGGUUGCCGCCAGCGCCGCGUCUCCAAGUGAUUGCUCGCGUUCGGCGCCUCGUGGAGGAGGCGCCUGAGCGUCUCUUUUCGCAGGCGUCCUCGGCCGCUCGUUUCAGCGCAGACGCCGCUGCCCGAGACGCUUUCGCCUGCGAUCCGUACGACCAGGCGCAGGACGCGUGCUUCGCGUCGGGCAGCGUCGGCGCGUGGCGAUGCGAGUGGACGGAGGCGAACGACUGCGUUUGCCAGUUCGCGACGCGCAUGACUGCCAAGGAGAUUCUCGGGCUCCUCGCCCUGUACACGAAGCUGAAGGCGCUGAAGGUUCCCGCGGGGGCUUCGCCCUCUUCGGCGACGCUUCAGAACCUCACGGAGUCGAAGCGAGCCUUCUACGCGCUCACGCAGGCGCUGCUGCGCAACACGGCCUCGCUCGUGGACGGCGCGGCGCCGGGUCGCAUGGCGCUGCCGAUUUUGCUCGAGAGUCUGACGUCCACGCAACUCGUGAUGCUCCUACGCCACUUGGUGGUCCUCGAGUUUCACCACCAACUGUUGCUACUCCACGUCUUCCACCUGCUUCCGCGGCGUCUCCUCCUCCUCGCCCAGGAGGCGCGAGAACACGACGCUCGCCAGAAAGGCCUGCCGCCGCCCGCCUUUCCAGACCUCAGCCUCGCAGCGCGACAGAGCCCCGGCCGGGACGAGAAGGAUCUCGCCAACAAGCAACAAAACCAGAUUCGGCAGCUCGCUUCCUUCAUUCCGUGGCAGCGUCCGGCCGCCUUCCAUGGAAGGCCCGACUCGGCCGAUCCUGGGCGACCCCCCACAAACUGCGCACCUCCCGCAAACUGCGCACCCCCCACAAACUGCGCACCCGCCCACAGAAAGGAUGCUCUGCACAUGGUGGCCUUGACGUUCCUCGGCGGCAGCGUCGCGGAACUCGCCCGCACGUGUCCUUCGCUCUCCUUCUGGAACAACGAAAACACACGGACUCUCGUUGCAAUCAUCGAACAACUGACCAUUCUCAACAUACACGAAACUUCUCCCGUCCAACUCACAGUCUUGGCGACGUCUGUGUGCGGUUUGCACACCGCGACGAUUCGUUUUCUGAACGUCCUGGCGCAGCGGGCCUCGGAUUUCUUGAAUGCCUUUUCCUUCGCGCAGCUGACGCUGGUCUCGAAUGCUCUCGCGCGCCUCCACUUUGCGCAUGGGAGCCUGGUGAAGAAAGUCGACGCGCUGACUGCGAACGCCCCGAAGCGGUCAGACGGCUCUGGAUCUUUCGCGCCUCGCGCGGAGCGCAGAGUGCCUGCCGUCCGCGGAAAGAUCGUCACAGGCGCGGCGGUGGAAGAGGCUAGUGCCCCGGCUGCUGGCGCCACGUCCUUUGCAGACCUCGUCGCGGAGUGUGACCCGCGAAGCCUCCGCAGUCUCUGGUAUCGCAUCGCCCUCCGAGCCGCCACAGCGCUGCCCAAGACGGCGUGGCGGCAGCAGGAGUUCCUCGACACGAGUGGAACCUGGAUCGACGUCAACGAAAUGCUCGCCUUGGAGCAAGCAGCGGCCGCUGAGGCGCGGGCUCCACAAACACCGCGAGGCGGAGGGCCUCAGGGUAUAGACGGCCCCACACCAGAGAGAGAGAGAGAGAGCGAGAGAGGGAGGGAGAGCGAGAUGCGCGCAGAGGGCUGGGAGGGCGCGUUGGGAUUCCCCAAAGGGAGAGGAAGGUUUCUGCCAGCGAGUUGCCUAGACCUCUUCAAAGCUGCGGAAAUCAGCUACGACUUGUCAACCAAAGAUGAUGUCGUCGCCUACUUCGACCCGGCCGUACGCGGCGGGACGUGGAAACGGCUCUUCUUUCCUUCCUUGUCUGGCUCUGCUGCUCACUCGUUGUCUUCUGCUUCUCCGGUUUCGAGUGCAGACGCCUCUGUGCGCACUGAAGAUUGUGAACCUUCGAGCGCCUCCGGCGAAGAGACGCUGCAGGCGGAGUUCACUGGAGGGAAGACGCACGGCGCGGCCUCAGGCGCCUCCCGACUUGAGAAGGGACAGGACGGCGAGGGCUUUUCCCUCGCGAGUCUUCCGCCGUCGCCCGCGCCGGCGUGCGGCGAGGAGACAGCUGACGGCCUGCGGCCGUUCGCGCCUCUGCGGAACGAGGAGAUUCGGCAGCUGAUCAAUUUGCUGAAUUCGUUUGCGCGCGUUGUCGCCGCUGAGCUCGUCCCCCUCGACGACCGGGAUAUCUCCGCGGAGCUCUCCGAAACCUUCCCGGCGUGGGCGUCGAGGCAAACGUCCGCUAACGCGCAGAAACCCGCGACUGCGGGCAGCGAGCAGAGCGGGAAGCGCUCAGACGCCCCUCAAUCUGAGUCUUCUCCCACAGACUUUAGCCACGAUGUCGUGGACUGGGCGAAUGUGCGGAAGGUGUGCGCCGCCAUGGUGAACGCUGGAGCCGACACCGGAGCCGCGCAAGUCGACAACCCUGUUUUCCUCCUCUUCACCCGAGCCAUCACCGAACUGAUCGCCCGACAGGAACACAUGACCCCGCAAGGCAUCACGAGUUUCAUGAACGCGUACAGCAAAGUUCGCCUCAAAGGGCACGGACGUUUCUUCUUCCAGCUCAAACCGAGGAUUCUCAAGUUGUUGCCCGAGUUCGAGUCUCACCAAAUCAGCAUGGCGCUGAACGCCUUCUCGUAUUUUCGCUUCGAUGACAAAGAAGUCGUUCGUGGACUGGUCAACGAAUUCAUGCAUCGCCGCCACCAAGGCGCGUCAAGUAUCGCGGUUUCGAGUGUGAUCCUUUCCAUGGCAGCUCUCGGAAUGAGAGAGGAAUCAGUGAUAAGGGCGAUGACGCAGGGGAACUGGAUCUCGAACUCCUUGUUCUUCAACAGUCUCUCAACUCAAGGUCUCACCACCCUUCUCUUCUCGUUGGUUUGUCAAGACGCGAUCUACGAAGCAGCGACAGGCUCGGCAGAGCUGCUGAACAAGAUUUUGACUCGACUGCACGAGUCGCCGCUCAAGCGCCACGGAGAAGCGAUGCUGACGACGUGCGCGCGCGCGAUCUUUCCCUGCUCGUUUUUGACUAUUUCGGAUCACCUGCGUGCCGUCGAGAACGCUCGCAAGCACCGCCUCACAGGUGUCGACAUGAGCUCGUACAUUCGCCCCGAGUUCCAGAAAAAAUGGAUUUCCACUGGGGCCAAGAAAGACGGCGGCCGCGAACUCGCAUGGGCGGUUCGCCCGCCGCCUGAGGUCCUCGACACGCCUCCCGCGCAGUGGUCGACAGGACUGAAGUUCUUGGCAGAUCAAUUGUUCUGCAAGAGCCGGACCGACUCGCGCGCGAAGAUUGUGCCCUCAGGACUGCAUUUCCAGGUAGCCGCUGUCGCGCACCUUCUCGGCUACCGGGUCCUCAACGAAAUCUCCGUCUUUCCGUACUCCAUCGAUAUUGUCGUCUUGCCGGAUGCCGGCGUCAGCGACCCUCGCAACGAGCGAGGGGAGAGAACAGACUUCCGGAAACGCGCGGCGCGAGGACACGCCGCUGGUGACGCGCCUCCAGGAUUCUACGACAUGCAACAGACGGAAGAACUCAAUAGACUGGCAACCCGAGGCGUUCAAAGCGACGGCACGUUGACGCGCAUGAGCAAAGUGAUGACUUUCCGCUACGGCGGCUACGGCAAGCAGCCUUAA